Molecule: messenger RNA, 579 nt
Organism: Eruca vesicaria subsp. sativa (arugula)
Lineage: Eukaryota; Viridiplantae; Streptophyta; Magnoliopsida; Brassicales; Brassicaceae
Source: the annotation of a GenBank genome assembly
AUGCUUUCCAUAUACUCAAUGAGUUUGAUAAUUACUUAUGUCGGAACAGUUGGUGGGUUAAAAAGAAAAGAUGGGAACGAGAAGAAAAAGCGCAAGAGAGAGAGGAAGAAUAUGUACAGAGGGAUAAGGCUGAGACCAUGGGGAAAAUGGGCUGCGGAGAUUCGUGACCCGAGGAAAGGUGUUCGUGUUUGGCUUGGUACUUUCAAAACCGCAGAGGAAGCUGCUCGAGCCUACGACGCUGCAGCCAUUCAAAUCCGUGGCGGUAAAGCCAAACUCAAUUUCCCAAACGACGAUUCCACCAGAAGAAACUGCAUCAUCAACAACAACGAUAAAGAAGUAGGCUGUGUUGGUGUUACUGGUGAUCAUCUGAUAAAUGCUAGCGAUCAGUCUCCUCCUCCUGCUCCUGAAGACAAGGAAAACCAACAAGUCAAACGGUUGUCGGAGGAGCUGAUGGCAUACGAGAAUUACAUGAGAUUCUAUCAGAUUCCUUAUCUCGACGGCCAAUCUGCGACGGAAGAUGUUCCUCAACAAAUAAGCCUCAUUGGCAAUCUCUGGAGUUUCCAAAAGAACUACUGGUAA